AUGCAGCUGACUUCGUAUCCACUUCAACCAACCCCUUUUGACCGCGACCCCAUGAGCGACGAUCUCUCCAGUUUUCUACCAAAGUCAUUCGGCAAGAGCGCCCCCAGCAAAAAGAAUGCACAACAACACACGCAACCCGAAGGUCUUGAAGACGAAGAUCUAGAUCCACUUCGCCAAUUUCUUCCAGUUUCAUUUGGCAAAAAAGAAAAGAAGCAGGACUUCUCGGCACAGUUUGCAAAAACCAAACGAGAGGAUGCAGCAGUUGAAUUGAAACGACAACGAGUGGGUUCUACCGAAGCACCUGUACCAACGCAAUCAUCAACCAUUCAAGACGGCUAUGACGACAAUGACGAUGACGAUGAUGAUGAUGAUGAUGAUGACGAUGAUAUGGAUGACGAGGAAGAGGAAAAUGUACUACCCAUCACGCAUGAGAUUAAGCUCAAGGAUCACCAUCGCACUGUAUCAGCACUUACACUUGAUCCAGCAGGUGCACGUCUUAUUUCAGGUGGCUAUGAUUACGAUGUCAAGUUUUGGGACUUUGCAGGCAUGGAUCAAUCAUUUCGACCGUUUCGCAGUAUCGAACCAUGCGGUGGCAAUCAAAUUCACGACCUUCAAUACUCAUUGACUGGCGACUCGUUUUUGAUCAUAUCUGGAAUGUCUGUUGCCAAGCUAUACAACCGAGACGGCAAUGAAAUAUGUGAAUACAUGAAAGGCGAUCCCUACAUUCGUGAUAUGCGCAACACGGAUGGUCACGUCGCUGCAUUGACGGGUGGUGUUUGGCAUCCUAACGAUCGACAAUAUUUUGCCACAUCGUCACAGGAUGGUACUUUGCGGAUAUGGGAUGUCGACAGAAAACGCAAGCAAAAGAGUGUCAUCGCUUACAAGUCACGUGAACGAGGUGGUCGAUCAGCUGCUACAGCUCUUACUUAUACACACGACGGCAAAUUGAUUGCAGGCGCUUUCCAAGAUGGUACAAUCAACCUUUGGGGUGCAGAUGGCCCAUUUGUACGUGCAUCAAUUUCGAUCCCAGAGGCACACAUGAAGUAUACAGAGACAUCUUCGCUUGUCUUUUCUCGUGAUAAUCGCACAUUGGUUAGUCGAGGUGGUGAUGAUUCAGUCAAAGUAUGGGAUAUUCGAAAUGCAAAGAAGCCCGUGAGCACUGCAUACAAUCUCGAAACGGUCAAUCCCGAAGCAAACGUGAUCUUCAGCCCUGAUGAGCGGAUGAUUUUGACAGGUACAUCUGUGCCAAAGGGUGAAGGAUAUGGAAAGCUCGUCAUGCUGGAUCGAGAGACGCUUGAAGUUCAACGUUCUAUGGGCAUUACAAAAUCCAGUGUUGUUAAGGUCCUUUGGAAUCCACGCAUUAAUCAGAUCAUCACUGGAAGUGCGGAUGGUGCUAUCAGUGUAUUCUACAGCCCCACUCAUUCUGCCCGAGGUGCCAAACUUUGUGUGGUGCGUGAAGCUAAGCGACAAGCUGUGGAUGAUUACGAGAUCAAUCGCCCCAUUAUUACACCCCACGCUCUUCCCAUGUUCAAAGAUGAUCAACCAAGAAGCUCAAAACGGAAAAGAGAGAAACUUCGACAAGAUCCCAAGGUUUCCCAUCGUCCAGAAAUGCCUGUCAAGGGACCUGGCAAAGGUGGUCGUGUGGGUGUCAACGAGCAACAAUCAGUCAUUGCAAGCUUCUCUAGAGAUACUACACGAGAUGAGGAUCCCCGUGAAGCAUUGCUCAAGUAUGCCGAAGCUGCUGAAAAGGAACCCAUGUGGGUUAGCAAUUUGUACAAAAAGACUCAACCAAAACCCGUGUUUUCAAAUGAACAAGAAGAAGAGAAUGAUGAAAAGAAGAAAAAGUAA
Molecule: messenger RNA, 1848 nt
Organism: Lichtheimia ornata
Lineage: Eukaryota; Fungi; Mucoromycota; Mucoromycetes; Mucorales; Lichtheimiaceae
Exons: 10
Coding region: 1-1848 (615 amino acids)
Biological process (GO): regulation of DNA double-strand break processing
Cellular component (GO): site of double-strand break; nucleus
Molecular function (GO): protein binding
Source: RefSeq, a predicted model, not a curated record